Hipposideros armiger (great roundleaf bat) is the source of this 3455-nucleotide messenger RNA. It is a transcript of the gene INKA2, whose product is annotated as inka box actin regulator 2. The transcript has 3 exons. The record is from RefSeq and is a predicted model, not a curated record. Gene Ontology annotation, molecular function: protein kinase binding; protein serine/threonine kinase inhibitor activity. Gene Ontology annotation, cellular component: nucleus. NCBI's taxonomy places the organism in Eukaryota, Metazoa, Chordata, Mammalia, Chiroptera, Hipposideridae. The coding region runs from base 364 to 1203 and encodes 279 amino acids.
UGCUACAAGUCUGGCCUCGGAGCUGAAGCCUGGCUCGGCGCUGCGAAAGGGUCCAGGAGCCCGAGCAGCGCGUGGUUUCAGUGGGGCGGGUGUUCUCACCCGGGACUCUCCGGCGGAACCGAACCUGGCAAAUGGGCGCAUGAAGGAACAAGAGCGGGGAAAUGGACUGCUAUUUGCGCCGUCUCAAACAGGAGCUGAUUUUUCCAUGUUGGAAGAGAUUGAAUGGGAUCAUUUCAUUCCUCCCACCGCCUCUGACCUGGACUGCGUUCAGCCUUCUGGAAGGAAGCCUGCUAGCUCAGACUCCUUGCCUCUGGGUGAAAUGAAACCUUGAGAUGUAUCCCUGACUCUCCCUGCGUGGUGUCCAUGAAGGAGGUGGGCGACGGCUUGCAGGAUCAGAUGAACUGCAUGAUGGGAGCUCUGCAGGAGCUGAAGCUGCUGCAGGUGCAGACAGCCCUGGAACAGCUGGAGAUCUCUGGAGGGGGUCCUGUCCCAGGCUGCCCGGAAAGUCCCCGGACACAGCCCCAGCCCUCUCGAUGGGAGGGUGGCAGAGGUCAUGCCAGGCCUGUCACACACUCUGCCUCCAGCCAAUCUUCUCCCGGCAGCGACAGCAGCAAGUGUCCAUCCCAUAGGAGUGUGUGUGUGAGGGAUCUGACCCCCCAGCCCAGGACACAGCAGCCAGAGCAACAACGCUGUGCCCAGCGGGGGUCAGAUCUGCUGGAACCAGAUGACUGGACCUCCACGUUGAUGUCCCGGGGCCGGAAUCGACAGCCUCUGGUGUUGGGUGACAACGUUUUUGCAGACCUGGUGGGCAACUGGCUGGACUUGCCAGAACUGGAAAAGGGUGGGGAAAAGGGUGAGGCUGGGGAAGGAGGAGAGUCCAAGGGACAGAGGGGCCAGCCCCGGGAGCUCAGCCGUAGGUUCACGCUGACAGCAAACAUCUUCAGGAAGUUCUUGCGGAGCGUGCGGCCUGACCGGGACCGGCUGCUGAAGGAGAAACCAGGCUGGGUGACACCCACAUCCUCGGAGCCCCGAGCUGGACGCUCGCAGAAGGUUAAGAAGCGGAGCCAUUCCAAGGGCUCCGGACACUUCCCCUUUCCAGGCACAGCGGAGCCCAGGCAAGGGGAGAGCCCUUCCGCAAGUUUCCCCAAGGCCCUGGAAGCAUCGCCCUCUGGCUUUGAUGUUAACACAGCUGUUUGGGUCUGAAUCCUAGAGACAGAAAGUGAACUGAACCCAAAAGGGCCAGGUCCCGAAGCUGGGACUCUGGGGAGGAGGGUGGGCAAGUGGCUUUCAAAAGCCUAACUCCAAGUUCCUUUGCCCCAGAAAGGAGGGAGAGGAGGCAGGGCAGGCAGGACUGUGGUUGGGAGAGGCUGUGAUGGGCUGGCUGGUGGAAGAGGUGAGUGUGUGUGUGUGUGUGUGUGUGUGUGUGUGUGUGUGUGUGUCUCACAAGGGGCUGGAGGUAACAGCAGGGGAGGGGGAGGGAACCAGGAAAUCCUUCUGACAUUCCUUCACUGCCCCCAAAGACCUCUUUUUAACAUUCUGUAUGGGUUAGGGCACUGGGGUCUCAGAUUCCCCAGAGAGGCCUCCAGUAAAGUCUCUCCUGUCCCAGCCUUAUAACUGUUUCCCUGGCAAAGCGCUCUCGCAGGCACAGGAAUUAAAUCUCACACUCCGCCCCCCCCCCUCAGGAACCUGGAUCCUGAGAAAUGGCUGAAUAAGGGGUGUAGGCAUACGGAGUACUUGGGGUAGCCUCCACUGUCUUUCCAAAAAUAGAGGAACGAUAAUAUUUGUAUAGCACUUUAAACAUUGGAAAGCCUCUUCGUAUCUAUUACUGCCUUUGUAAGUGGGCAAGUGAGGCGGGUAUUAUCCCCACUUUCCAGAUGAGGAGGCAGGCUGGACCUGCUCCUUGUCCAAGCACAGCCCAGUCCAGGGCUGACCGAGAGCAGCAGCUGGGCCCUGGGCGCACACACACUCCUCCCCAACACCCUGUCUCCAGCGCUGAACCCCCACCCAGGACAUAGGGCGUGUGAAUACUCCAGUGAGGCCAAGGUGUGCCCAAAUGAUAGACUGUCCAAGCACUCAUUUCAAGUUCCUAGCUCCAUCCCCUGCCUCCCUCCCUCUGCACCAGGCGCAGCCUUGGGCCUCAUCUUCCAACCUGAGCCAGAACCAGCCCGGCUGGAGGGAAAGGGCCCCAAGCAGCAGCUCAGCUUCUGAAGCAGUGGUGGUGGGCACGUGGCCCAAGCGGCGACACCACCCCAGCCGUCCCCCUGUAAGCCACCAGCCUGCCUUACUCUGGCCGGGAACACCCGCUGGCUGGGAAAAAAACAAUGCAGGUCCCUGUUCCGGCAGAGCCAGCCCGGGAAGGCACACCCUCUCUCCUCCCCUUCCCCUCCCCUCCUGGCUGAUCUCCCCUCUGCCUGAUGAGGGGUGACAGCUGCAAUUAGAGGCAAGACUCCUUCCUGCCCUCAGAGCAUUGAUAGCAAACUGGAGAAGAAAAAUAACAAGGCGCUUCCUGCAUCCUGGACCCCUCUACCCCCCCUCCCCACCUCCCACCCCCAGGACGGAUGAAGGGAGGGGGCUUAGAAUGAGCUCUUCCAUAGCUCCAGUCGGGCGGGUAGGGUCACUCCCAAAUUCCUACGCAAUCAAAUGGUAGAUGUGUAGUUUUUGGUGGUCAACGCUACAGGAGGAAAGGCUAAUUCUUUUUUGAGAGCUCACUAUUUGCCAAGCAGUGUGUGCAACACGUCUUUCAAACUUCAGAACGAUCCUAGAAGGUAUUGUGGUCCUCUUGGCAAAUGAACAAGCCAGGAUUUGCAACAGGAUUGUCCCAAACCCCUGUCCUUUCUGCCCCUCUCCCUGGAGUUUGCCCACCGAGCUAGCCCUUCCUGGGGAGCAAGCCCUGCCCAUUCUUUGUGUGAAACCACAGAAUUCUGACAUCUCAGUCCUGGGUGAAGGCCCACUGGCUGUGGCUGCCUUUGGUCGUUGGUGGUGAUGUGUGUGUGUGUGUGUAGAAUGCGUGUGAAGAGUCCUGAUUCUCUGAGUCCUGAGAGGAGGGAGCCUUGGGCUGCUGGGUGAUGGAGAAGCCAUCCAGCAAAUUCAACGGGGCACCCACUCUGGAUCAAAAUGAUUCUACAGGAAACCAAGUCACUUCUUGGCCAUUCAUCUGUGACUCCUGUUUCUGGACCAGUCACAGCAAAUCAGACCAAUCGAACAAAACUUUGUGAGCACCUCCCAAUGCCAGGGAUCACUAUGGGAACUAAACAUUGCUGUAAAGAACACAGCAAUGAGAAGGACCCAGUUCCUGACUCACAGGGCCCCAUGGGAAGAAAGGAGCAACGUCACCCACCAGUUAGAAGAAUGCAAGGGAAUGAAAUUUUAACGUGGGCCAGAACAAAACAAUGAGAGUGACUUUUUUUUUUUUUUAAGAUUUUUAAUUGGGGAAUUGGGAGGAUGGGAACAGCGCU